UAACUAUAAUUCAUAUGGGUAGGCCAAUGUGCGUGGACUUCGUUGACUUGAUUUAGUCACAGUAACGUGUCUAAGACUCUUAAGUGUCACUAUUUUAGUCCUUGUUGCCAUUACGCUUGUUAUUUGAUUCUUCUGCUUUAUAAGGCCAUUGAAUUUGCUGAAAUGCUGAAGUAAAGAAGCCUGAAAAAAAAUAUAUAAAAAAAAAGAACGGAUUUCUGAAGAAACUCAAACAGAAAAUAAUGAUGAAUUCCGAAGGUGGCAAUGAAGAUUGCUUAGGUUGGGCAGCAAGAGAUGCAUCUGGUGUUCUCUCACCAUACAAAUUCAGUCGCAAGGCUGUAGGAAACGAUGAUGUUUAUGUUAAGAUCACACACUGCGGUAUUUGUUAUGCUGAUGUAGUUUCCACAAGGAAUUCAUUUGGUGCCACAAAUUACCCUGUUGUGCCCGGACAUGAGAUUGCAGGCAUUGUGACAAAGGUUGGUUCCAAUGUCCAACGUUUCAAUGUUGGUGAUCAUGUUGGAGUAGGGACUUAUGUUAACUCGUGCCGCGACUGCCGAAAUUGCAAUGCAGGACUUGAAAUUCAAUGUGGUAAAGGACGAGUUUUUACUUAUGAUAGUGUUGAUUCUGAUGGUACAAUCACAAAAGGAGGAUACUCCACUUUCAUAGUAGUUCAUCAUAGGUAUUGUUUUAUGAUACCAAAGAGCUAUCCAUUGGCUUCAGCAGCACCUUUGCUCUGUGCCGGAAUCACUGUUUAUUCGCCGAUGAUUCGUCACAAUAUGAAUCAGCCUGGUAAAUCUCUAGGAGUUAUUGGCCUUGGUGGCCUUGGUCAUAUGGCAGUUAAAUUUGGAAAGGCUUUUGGUUUGGAUGUAACAGUUUUCAGCACCAGCAUAUCUAAAAAAGAUGAGGCCCUAAAUCUUCUUGGUGCAGAUAAUUUUGUUGUUUCAUCUGAUCAAGAACAAAUGAGUGCAUUGGCUGAGUCAUUAGACUUUAUAAUUGACACAGCAUCUGGUAAUCACCCUUUUGAUCCUUACAUGUUUCUUCUGAAAACAUGUGGUGUCUUAGUCUUAGUUGGGGCUCCAAGUGAAAUCAAAUUAAGCCCAGGAAGCCUUAUUGGUGGGAUGAGAAGCAUUUCUGGAAGUGCUGCAGGAGGCACAAAAGAUACCCAAGAGAUGAUUGAUUUGUGUGCUGAAAAGGAGAUUUAUCCAAAUAUAGAAGUGAUUCCCAUUGAAUAUGCUAAUGAAGCUUUUGAAAGGAUCAUAAACAAAGAUGUCAAGUAUAGGUUUGUGAUAGACAUUGAAAAUUCCCUCAAGUAACAGGACUGUUAAUGUCUUUAGUGUUGAAUAGUUUCUUAUUAAUAAUUAAUGAGUUGAGUGAGGAAUUUCAAAUUCUGAGAGAACAAUAGUUGCUAGAUUAUAAAGAAAGGAUAGGAAUCAUUACAUGCUGCUACACUAAAAUACUAAGUUCUUCUGCAUUAUUAGCACUUAAGCAUAGUUGUAUUUGACAAAAUUAAUUAGUAAACAUUUAUUUAAUAUAUAGUGAAAGCAUGAAAGAUGACUAGACCAGUAAUUAAUAAAAAGAUACCACUAAUUCAGAAUCUUCCUGUCACAAGGAAGACAAAAAAAAAUAUUAUUGUAAUUCGUUAACGUAUUUUUAUGGGAGCUUAUGAAUAAAUAAAAGUAUUAUUACCAUGUUUGAUUCA
This is a messenger RNA of Arachis stenosperma, 1696 nucleotides long. Its product is annotated as probable cinnamyl alcohol dehydrogenase 1. Lineage: Eukaryota; Viridiplantae; Streptophyta; Magnoliopsida; Fabales; Fabaceae. Bases 240 to 1310 code for a protein of 356 amino acids. The record is from RefSeq and is a predicted model, not a curated record. Gene Ontology annotation, molecular function: oxidoreductase activity, acting on the CH-OH group of donors, NAD or NADP as acceptor; zinc ion binding. The transcript has 7 exons.